Messenger RNA from Rangifer tarandus platyrhynchus (Svalbard reindeer), 873 nucleotides. Lineage: Eukaryota; Metazoa; Chordata; Mammalia; Artiodactyla; Cervidae. The record is from the annotation of a GenBank genome assembly.
AUGACUGAGAUUGAACAGGCAGAGGCCCAACUCUCUGAGUUAGACCUGCUGGCCAGUAUGUUCCCCGGUGAGAACGAGCUCAUUGUGAAUGACCAGCUGGCUUUAGCAGAACUGAAAGAGUGCAUUGAAAAGAGGACCAUGGAAGGACGAUCUUCAAAAGUUUACUUUACAAUCAGUAUGAACCUGGACGUAUCUGAGGAAGCAAUGGUGAUGUUUUCUCUGGCCUGUAUUCUUCCUUUUAAAUACCCUGCAGUUCUGCCUGAAAUUACUGUCAGGUCAGAAUUACUAAGUAGAUCCGAGCAGGCUCAGCUGAACACAGAUCUGACCGCAUACCUACAAAAGAACUGUCUCGGAGAUGUCUGUAUACUGAAUGCCACAGAGUGGGUUCGAGAACAUGCUUCUGGCUACAUCAGCAAAGACGUCACCCCGUCCCCUGCUCCAGGAAGUACAGUCCAGCUGGGCGACCGCGUUGUCACAAGGCUCUGGAUCUACAGCCAUCACAUCUACAACAAAUACAAAAGAAAGAAUAUUCUCGAGUGGGCAAAGGAGCUUUCCCUCUCUGGGUUUAGCAUGCCUGGGAAACCUGGUGUUGUUUGUGUGGAAGGCCCACAGAGUGCCUGUGAAGAAUUCUGGUCAAGGCUCAGAAAAUUAAACUGGAAGAGAAUUUUAAUUCGCCAUCGAGAAGACAUUCCUUUUGAUGGUACAAGUGAGGACAUGGAGAGACGAAGAAAAUUUUCAGUUUUUGAAGAAAAAGUAUUCAGUGUUAAUGGAGCCAGAGGAAACCACAUGGACUUUGGUCAGCUGUAUCAGUUUUUGAAUGCCAACGGAUGUGGGAAUGUUUUCCAGAUGUUGUUUGGUGUGGAAGGACAGUGA